This is a messenger RNA of Coccidioides posadasii C735 delta SOWgp, 3587 nucleotides long. Lineage: Eukaryota; Fungi; Ascomycota; Eurotiomycetes; Onygenales; Onygenaceae. The record is from RefSeq and is a predicted model, not a curated record.
GGAUAUCCGACAACUAAAGCAUACGUCUCUCAUUUUGCAUAUUUCCCUCGUAGCAUGGUCCAUCGUCAUGGCUUCAAAUAUGCUCAAAAUCCCCUUUCGGCGGUCCCACCCUGUCUCCCUCUCCGACUCUCUUGCGCAAUACAUCUCUUCCAAAUAUGACCAGCACCCAGACAUGUUUUCCGAGGACCUCCUGGUCAUCAGCCGUUUGCGCACCGAUGCCAUAAAUGUACAGGAACCCCAUAUUAGCGGGAUCAGCAGGCUGGUCACGUACGCGGCGCAGUUGAAAUGGAUUGGGGGUAAAUUUCCAAUCGACGUUGGUGCCGACUUUGCAUGGUAUCCCGCUUUCGGCUUUAAUACCUCACGACCAGUAUCCCAGAAUAAUGUACGAUAUGAGUUGGUCAACAUUCUUUUCAACCUCGCUGCACUGCUGUCCCAGCUUGCCGUUUCACUACACCCGUCAGAUCCGAAUAACCUAAAAAUAGCAUGCAAGUAUUUUUGCCAGUCAGCCGGUGUUAUCUUACACCUACGUACCGAUAUUUUACCUGAUCUUAGAAGCUCGCCGCCGGAAGAUAUGGAUGAAAUGACAUUGCGAAGUUUAGAAGAAUUGAUGCUUGCACAGGCCCAAGAAUGCUUUUGGCAAAGGGCCAUAAAAGACGGCCUGAAAGAUGCUUCAAUCGCCCGGCUUGCGGCCAAAGUAUCAGAUUUUUAUGCCAAUUCAGGUGAUUUUGCUGUGAAAUCAAACGCUAUAAGCACUGCAUGGAUUCAUCAUAUGACCGCUAAGCACCACCAUUUUGCCGCAGCUGCUCAGUAUAGACAAUCUUUGGAUUGCUUAGAGAAAAGAAAAUAUGGUGAGGAAGUUGCUCGGAUGAGGGACAGUCUCACAUGUGCCAAUGAAGCACUGAAAGAGGCUAAGUGGAUUAAUAAGGCCGUCCUUGGUGACCUGAAUACACUCAAAGCCCGGGUGAGUGAGGAUUUGAAGCGGGCCGAGAAGGAUAAUGACAUGAUAUACCUAAAACCGGUGCCUCCAAAAUCAGAAUUGAAACUACUUGAUCGGGCUACAAUGGUUGCUGCCGAAGCUCCCAAGGAAGUCAUAGAAGCAUUGUCUAUGAUCGGUGAAGGAGCGCCACUUGGUCGGCCCUUGUUUGCUAAGUUGGUGCCAUAUGCAGUGCAUGUUGCUGCAAGCAUAUAUGUCGAUCGUCGAGAUCAACUUGUUAAUCAGACGAUAGGGGAGUUGGAGUCAAUGACACUGAGGCUCCGGGAUCUGCUUCAAUCAUUGAAUCUUCCAGGAUCUUUGCAGGCGCUCGAGAAACCGCUUGGUUUACCCCCAUCCCUAGUAUCACACGCGGAAGAGAUUCGACAGCAAGACGGCUUGAACCGUCUCUAUCGCUCCUUAGAGGAUACCUCCAAGCUCAAGGCUAACGAUAAGGCUAUUUACACAGAAGGAGUUGAACUUUUGAUGGCAGAAAAGGAAGAGGAUAACAGGGCGCGAACGAAAUACGGCACGGAUCGAUGGACGAGGCUUCCUUCGGAGCAGGCGGCAGAGAAGCUUUACACUAAGGUUCACGAGUUUGAUGGCUACUUGGCGUCUGCAGACAAGAGUGACAGUCUAGUUUAUAAGAAGCUACGGGAAUCGGAGCAUGUUCUUCGUGUAUUAACGGCAACGAAUAGAGAGUUGGAAGCGUAUGUUCCGAGCAGCAGAAAAGCCACAGUCACCCCACAAGUAGAGCGAGAAUUAAAUCGGCUAAGAGGUUCAUUAAAUGACGUGACGAGAUUGGAGAAUCGACGCAAGCGCAAGAUUGAAGCAUUGAGAGAGAAGGCGAAGGCUGAUAAAAUCCAUUCAGCGCUUGUUAAGGAAACUUCCCGUCUCGAACGGGAGUAUCCAAUGCAGACUAUUGAGCCAGGCCAGUUUGAAGACCUCUUCGAGGAGCAUCUGCGUCUAUAUGACAGUGACCGUGAUAUGCUCAACGAAGAACAGAAGAACCAAACCCAGAUCGAAAACCAGAUUCGAGAAGCCAACAAAGCGUUCAUAAUGGCGAGAAAAGGUGACUCAUCUACUAAAGAACGCGAGAAAGCUUUGCAGGACUUGGAAAAUGGCUAUAUCAAGUAUAACGAGAUUAUAUCCAACAUCGAAGGGGGAAGGAAAUUUUACAAUGAUUUGGCGAAAUUGGUUGGCCGGUUUAGGGAAGAGUGCAAGAAGUUUGUACAGCAGAGACGGAUGGAAGCCAGCCAGAUGGAGACUGACAUUACCAACACCACUGCUAUGGCUUCCUUGAACAUAACCCAAGCCAGCCCACCCAUCCAACCGCAGCCUCCGUCACCGACAGCGCCGCAGUCUAAGAACGCCGUACCUUUCUCCCUGCCAAGGCAAGAGAAUAAUCCACCCUUCACAGCACCACAGCCUACACGCGCUCUGGCCCAAGCACAGCUACCUACCUUCCCUCCGCCUCAAACUCCAGCCUCAGCAGGAACAGGCACAUCACCUGCAUUUCCGACGCUUCCCUCUGCCGCAAUGUCAAGAAUGUGGUCUCCCGAAAUGGGGAUCAGAUUUGGUACGCCCACACAAAUGAGCUUGAACUCGCGAAUGUCCGGUCCUGGCUCCUCCGCCAAUGAGACUGCUGGUGGUGGCGGCGCUGCUGACGAGCGCCGGGUGUCUCCCGGAAAAUGGGAUCCCAAUCGUGGAUUGAGGUUCUCGUAGGAGUGCCUCUGUCCAACUCUUUAAUUUUGAGUGGUAUUUUAUAUGUUAUAAUUUAAGACUUGAUAGAAUGGUCCUUAGAGCAGGAAGACGACCAGUUAACUAUAUAAGAACAAAUGCAAAUGCAAUGAUUUAAAUCAAGCCACAUAGUCUUGGAAACAUUUUGAUCAUUUGUUUUUCAUCUGUCGAUAAAUCUCUAGCUGAUUUCGAAGCGGCGUGAUGUAUAAAAUCUCAAGCCAUUUCCACUUUUAGCUCCUGUUCUUAACCACCCACCGAUGCACAAGGUUUUAUUCUAACAUAAAAAGCAAAGCAAACAAAAGGGGUAGAAUCAAGCAGAUCAAGUAAGCACCAAUCAAGGACACCGAAUAUUCACACAUUAAAAGUGAAAUUGCUGGGCAACAAACCAGAAGCAAAGAACCAACCACAAUACAUAUGGCAAUUAUUUUGGUGCUGUUCUCCCCUCCUCACACGUACGGAUACGGUGGGAUUUAUGUACAUACGGGAUGGGGAGGAGCUGCUAAAGGGAGGGUAAUGGAUGAAAUACAAAAGCGAAAUGUCCAGAUCGAAAUGCCCACCUUUCCUAAAUCCUGCCAAAGCUAAUAAUAGCCAAUUCCUAAGAACCGGUUGAUGGCUCUAAAGAAUAUCCAACCCUAGUAUCACAUGCUAGGGGAAGAUAAGGACACAGAUUUUGCAUGGGAGUGGCGAUCGUUGUGAGGAUGAAUUAAGCCCGCAUUACUCGUCGAUUCGUAGAUGUAACGUCAAUGUGAUAUAGGGAAGUGGCACAAGCCAUUCACGAAGCCCUCGAUUCCGUCUCAUCCGUCUCUGUUUUCACUUGCUGCUGUUGGGUGGCAGCCUGUCCUUCUUUGCUAUCUCGAAAUUUGGUAAACAUGCCCGA